CGCGUAUAUAGUACCAUCAUUGCUCAAUUAGACACAUCCGGUACGACCUUAAGUAGUGAACUUUAUAUAGUGACUAUGUUUUAAUUGUUUCGUUAAAAUGUCUCAGAUCAGUGUAGUGCAGUAUAAUAAUUCGGUGCCUCAAAAAAUUCUUCAGCAACAAAGUGCCAAUAAUGACCGGCAAAUUAUUAUUUUAAGAAAACCUACUGCGAUCCUGCCCCAACCCAAAGAUGAAAUUUUGCUUACCAAUCCGGGACGUAAAGGGCCAAUUAAAAAAGACAUGAAGACGAAUCCUCAGCCGAUUGCAGUGGCCAGAAGAAACGCGCGGGAACGUAACAGAGUCAAGCAAGUCAAUAAUGGAUUUGCCAAUUUGAGACAACGCAUUCCCAAUUUUAUCGCUCAGGCCUUUGAAACUAACAAUGGCAGAGGCAACAAAAAAUUGAGCAAAGUUGAAACUCUACGGAUGGCUGUAGAGUACAUCAGAAGUUUAGAAGACGUUUUAGCUCUCGAUGGCUACACUCUACCCAACAACGAAGAAAACACUUGCCCAUCUCCGUUGUCUCAAAAUAACGACUCUAGCACAUCUCAAAAUGACUUAAAUUAUAAUUUCGAUGACGACGAAGACGAUUUUUCUUCAGUAGCCACUCCAUCACCUCAGCAAUACAUCAGAAUCAAUACAUCAAACAACACAUUUGAAAUAGUACCAUCUUUGUACGAAAAUUCCGAAAACAUGGACCCAAUGUCCGUAAUGUCAGAGCUGGAUUUGCAAAGCCAAGACCUCUCUUACUUGCAAGUGAACACCACGGACUCGCUAAGCCCCGGCAUGUACAGUGAAGGUUCUUUGAGUCCUCAAAACGACUCCAAAGUCCAGGAGCCGCUGCCUCAAAACUGCUUCAUACCAGUGUUUGCUACAGGAAGGAUAAGGGAAAAUUUUAAUGUUCAAGUCAAGACGGAACUUGACGAUUUGCCUGUGUUGAAGGCCCAAGAUCAGGAGAGUUUGCCUCGAGGGAUGGAGGUGGUGAAUUGGUGGGACACUAAUGCUGGAGGACAGCAGAGUAGCUAGCAGGAGUGAUUUUAUUCAUAUAAAAUUAUUAUAAGGAACCACAACUAUUUAAGUAUUUAUUUGAUCUCAUCAUUCUAAAAAAAAAAAAGAAAAGACUAAAUGGAGCGAGUUACUAGUCCAUUAAUUUAUUUGUAAAUAGUGAUAAGGUAAAUCAAAAUUUGUAAAUUAUUUUUGGUAGGUAUUUGUAGUUUUAUGGAAUUAUUUAAAUAAAUUGAGCUCAUUUUGUAGGCCUAAUCUUUUGAUUUAAUUAUAACUUUUAAUUUAAAGCAUCAAGUGCCUAUAAAAUUUUAUAAUGUAAAUUAUUGAUUUUUUUCUCAGGAGUAAUUGGCGGA
Ceutorhynchus assimilis (cabbage seed weevil) is the source of this 1392-nucleotide messenger RNA. NCBI's taxonomy places the organism in Eukaryota, Metazoa, Arthropoda, Insecta, Coleoptera, Curculionidae. The record is from the annotation of a GenBank genome assembly.